CCAGCAAAUCGGGGAGCUCACCACCGAGCUCAUCGAGGAGACCAAGCGCGUGUACGACCGCGUGGGCUCCCAGGAGCUCCAAGAUGUGUCCUACGAGAACACACUCAAGGCGCUGGCCGACGUGGAGGUGUCCUACACAGUCUGUCUGCUGCCUUUGUAUGUCAGAUACACAGCUCGCCUCCCAGAGCCCCCUCUGCAGAGGUUGAUGAGGCAGAGAACUCUGAGCCGAGGAGGCCCCCUGUGCCCGAAUCUCUAGAGCAGCUGUUUUUCUGCGAACCGUCUAGAAUCCCUGAAUUCCAGCUGCGGGAUUCUCACAUGUCCCUGACGCCUCGCCGUGCAGGGUCUGCUUGCCCCUGGCCUGCAGGCUUAGACUCCAGAGGGUCCGCCCUGGGGGGACCCAGUGUGCCUUGGGCCCAAGGCUUGCUCUCGGGCCACCGGCAUGAGACCCGCCCAGAGCCCCACCGUGUUUGGCCUAGUCAGCUGAGCCGGUGACUGCCCUGCAGAGGUUUCCACGCUGCAGCUGACCCACCAGACCUGGGCCAUCUCGGUAGCCUGGAACCGUGGAAGCCACCAAACUGUGAUGUUAAUUCAGGUCUCCCCCAUGCAAAGUAUAUGCUUUUUUAAACACUGCUGUGUUGAGAUAGAAUUCACAUACUACGUAAUCUGCCCACUUAAAGCAUAGACGUCAUUGGUUUUUAGUGUAUUUAGCAUAUCCAACCUUCACCACUCUCCAGUUCCAGAGCCUUCCAUCACCCCAAAAAGAAGCCCCGACCCCAUCAGCAGUCACCCCCUGACAACACUAACCCACUGUGUCUGUGGAUCUUCCUGUUCUGGACGUUUCCCAUCAAUGGGAUCACACACUGUGUGUCCUUCUGUGUCUGGCUUCUCUCACUGAGCAUCGUGUUCUCAGGAUCCAUCCACGUGUCAAUGAGUGUCGCGGCUUCACUCCUUUUCAUGGCUGAGUGAUGCCCCCGUAUGUGGAGGGACACGUGUCCAGUCAUCUGCUGAUGGCGUCUGGGUCGUGUCCACUGUUUGGUUACUACGGAUCAUGCUACUGUGAUGGCGUGUGUAGAAGUUUUGGGUGGAGGAUGUUCCGUUACUCUCAGGUGUGCACCUGGGGGUGGGUCUGCGGGUCAUGUGGUGACUCAGCUGAAGCGUGUGCUUUCACAGCUGCCACACGUUCUGUCUCACGAAGCGUACACGUGUGCCGUGAAGUACAAAAUCUUUGGUGAGCUGCAGCGUAGCCAUGGGCAGCCAUGGCUCUUUUCUGGCACCGAGUCCCUUUGGCCUCUUCCGGUCUCAUCCUACUCCCUGUUCCGGUCCCUCUUGACUUGGGGUGUCCUGAGCUAAGUUCCUUCCCUUUUGGAAUGUGAGUCCCCGAGGACGGGGGUAACUGCGCCCAUCUCUAGCCUGGAACUGGCACCCACCCGUUUCCACCCGGGGCCGUUUUCACACCUGUCCUGUCGUCUCCCUGUUUCAGUCCAGAGGAACAUCCUUGACUUCCCGCAGCACGUCUCCCCAUCCAAGGACAUCCGGACAGCCAGCACGGAGGCGGACAAGAAGCUGUCCGAGUUCGACGUGGAGAUGAGCAUGAGGCGGGACGUGUACCAGAGGAUCGUCUGGCUGCAGGAGAAGGUCCAGAGUGACUCGCUGAGGCCAGAGGCGUCGCGGUACCUGGAGCGGCUGAUAAACCUGGGCAGGAGGAACGGGCUCCACCUGCCCGAGGAGACGCAGGAGAAAAUCAAGAGCAUCAAGAAGAAGCUGAGUCUCCUGUGCAUCGACUUCAACAAGAACCUGAACGAGGACACCACCUUCCUGCCAUUCACGCGCGAGGAGUUGGGAGGGCUCCCUGAGGAUUUCCUGAACUCGCUGGAGAAGACCGAGGAUGAGAAGUUGAAGGUCACCCUCAAGUACCCGCACUACUUCCCCCUCCUGAAGAAAUGCCACGUGCCCGAGACCAGGAGGAAGGUGGAGGAGGCCUUCAACUGUCGGUGCAAGCGGGAGAACUGCGCGAUCCUUGGGGAGCUGGUGAGCCUGCGGGCCCAGAAGUCCCGCCUGCUGGGGUUCAGCACGCAUGCUGACUACGUGCUGGAGAUGAACAUGGCCAAGACCAGCCAGGUGGUGGCCACUUUCCUAGAUGAGCUGGCCCAGAAGCUGAAGCCCCUCGGGGAGCAGGAGCGGGCCGUGAUCCUGGAGCUAAAGGAGGCCGAGUGCCAGAGGCGGGGCCUGCACUUUGACGGGCGCAUCAACGCCUGGGACAUGCGCUACUACAUGAACCAGGUGGAGGAGACGCGCUACCGCGUGGACCAGAACCUGCUCAAGGAGUACUUCCCCAUGCAGGUGGUCACGCGCGGGCUGCUGGGCAUCUACCAGGAGCUGCUGGGGCUGACCUUCGACCUGGAGGAGGGCGCCACCGUGUGGCACGAAGAUGUGACGCUCUACACGGUCCGGGACACGGCCUCGGGCAAGGUCAUCGGCAAGUUCUACCUGGACCUCUACCCUCGGGAAGGGAAGUACGGGCAUGCGGCCUGCUUCGGCCUGCAGCCGGGCUGCCUGCGGCAGGACGGGAGCCGCCAGAUCGCCAUCGCGGCCAUGGUGGCCAACUUCACCAAGCCCACGCCCGACGCACCCUCCCUGUUGCAGCACGAUGAGGUGGAGACCUACUUCCACGAGUUUGGGCACGUGAUGCACCAGCUCUGCUCCCAGGCCGAGUUCGCCAUGUUCAGUGGGACACACGUGGAGCGGGACUUCGUGGAGGCACCUUCGCAGAUGCUGGAGAACUGGGUGUGGGAGGUGGAGCCGCUGCUCAGGAUGUCCCAGCACUACCGCACGGGCAGCGCCGUCCCCCAGGAGCUGCUGGACAAACUCAUCAAGUCCCGGCAGGCCAACACAGGCCUCUUCAACCUGCGCCAGAUCGUCCUGGCCAAGGUGGACCAGGCCCUGCACACGCAGACGGCCGCAGACCCAGCCGAGGAGUAUGCUCGCCUCUCCCAGGAGAUCCUCGGGGUCCCAGCCACGCCAGGGACCAACAUGCCCGCGACCUUCGGCCACCUGGCAGGCGGCUAUGACGCCCAGUACUAUGGCUACCUGUGGAGUGAGGUGUACUCCGCGGACAUGUUCCACACACGCUUCAAGCAGGAGGGCGUCCUGAGUGGCAAGGUGAGAGGCCGGCCUGCUGCGCAGACCAAGACCGCGGUCCUCGGCCUGGGCCUAGAUGCCUGUGCCACCCGCCUGGGCCUGCCCGGCCCUGAGGACCCUGCCCUGGUCCUCCUGCUCCCCUGCCCUUUGUUCAGCCACAGCAGAGGUGGCCACACCCACACCCCCAGAUCCCCUCCCUUGGAUGCUGCUGGCCCCUGGAGCCAGGGGUGGGGGUACUCCACCCUCCUGCAGCCCCGCCCCCUCUCGGCAGGUGGGCAUGGACUACAGAAGCUGCAUCCUGAGGCCAGGCGGCUCCCAGGACGCCAGCGUCAUGUUAAGGCUCUUCCUGGGUCGGGACCCCAAGCAGGACGCCUUCCUCCUGAGCAAAGGGCUGCAGGUUGAGGACUGCGAGCCGCCAGCCUGCUGACGGCACAGGGUUCUGCCCACCCCAGUGGGCCGGGUGCCUUAGCGCCCCGCCGGGGUAGGGGAGGGGCCGCGUGUCCCCCCAGCCCCUGAGUCCCCGGCGGCCGGCCUGGGCCAAAAGUCUCCACCUGGAUGUGUCUAGAGAGCCUGGCGUCAAGGCUCCCACUUGUUGCACUAAUACAGCCCCUUCCUGGGGAACUUUCCUGGUUAAAACACGGUUCUUUGAAACGGAGGCAUUAAAAAAAAGGCUC
Molecule: messenger RNA, 3812 nt
Organism: Orcinus orca (killer whale)
Lineage: Eukaryota; Metazoa; Chordata; Mammalia; Artiodactyla; Delphinidae
Gene: THOP1
Product: thimet oligopeptidase 1
Exons: 12
Coding region: 1585-3540 (651 amino acids)
Biological process (GO): peptide metabolic process; proteolysis
Cellular component (GO): mitochondrial intermembrane space
Molecular function (GO): metalloendopeptidase activity
Source: RefSeq, a predicted model, not a curated record